UCUAAUAGUACUCAAAGAAUCUUUUUAUUUCCCUGUGUCAGCAGAGUGCUCGGAGGGUCAUAGUACUGCUAGUAAAGGACUUUGAGGUCUCGGGGAGGAGGAGGCUAUAGAGGAAUGCCAAGCACCUUUUCCCAUGUAUAUGUUCUUGCACACACAUGCAUAGGUUUGUAAUUUGAAACUCUCUUUACUUCUGGACAGGCUUUGCAAACUGCUUAGACCACAUUCUCUGAGGUGUUUAAAGAGGGUGGAGUAAGCAGUAUUUAUUUAGGUACUCUACAAACCUUAAUAAGAAUCGAGUGCUUGUAGCAAUCGCAGAGAACAAACAGAAAGCCAGCUGGCAGAAACUGAACAGUGCCACUGCAUUUUUAUUGCUUCUAACACAAAAAAAAUAUAUUAUUACAAAAAAUGUCUUUUUUAAUUUCUUUUAUCUCUGAUCCUGUAUUAAUUUGUCUGCUCUGUGCAGCAGUAUUAUUAGCUGUAAUCUAUUUUUCAACUGGCUCUAAAAAUUCAUCUUUUAAAUUGCCUCCUGGUCCAACUCCUCUUCCGAUCAUUGGUAACCUGCAUUUGGUGGAUAUUAGAAGGCAAGAUAAAUCUCUAAUGAAGCUUGCGGAAGAAUAUGGCCCGGUCUUCACGCUCCAUUUUGGCUUCCAGAAAGUUGUGGUCCUGACUGGGUAUGAAGUUGUGCGGGAGGCGCUUGUGAACUACACAGAGGAGUUUGUAGACAGACCAUCCAUCCCAAUAUUUGACCAAAUUCAGAACGGAAACGGUGUCUUCUUCUCCAUCGGGGAGCUGUGGAGAACAACGCGGAGAUUCACCGUGUCCAGCAUGCGCAACCUCGGCAUGGGCAAACAAAUGAUGGAAGGGAAAGUCUUUGAGGAGCUUCACUUCCUUAUCGAGAUGAUCAAAUCCUUCAAAGGGGAACCUUUCAGCCUGAGGUCCUUCAACAUUGCUCCCAUCAACAUCACCUUCCUCAUGCUCUUUGGGGACAGGUUUGACUACAAGGACCCAACAUUUCUCACUCUCUUAAGACUCAUAGAUGAAGUUAUGAUUCUUCUGGGAUCUCCCUAUUUGAAUUAUUUCAAUUUCUACCCAUUCCUCGGAUUUCUCUUCAAAACCCACAAGAUUUUGCUUGAGAAAAUAGAAGAUGUGCGUGCCAUUAUAAGGCAAUACAUGAAGGCAAGCAGGGAAGAUAUCAAUGAGAACAGCGUGAGGAGCUACACUGAUGCACUGAUAUUCAAGCAACACGAGGAGAAAAACAAGAAAGACAGCAUCUUCCAUGAUGAAAACCUAAUAGCAUCCAUACUGGAUCUGGUCAUGGCAGGAACAGAGACCACAGCCACGACGCUCCAGUGGGCCAUCCUGCUGAUGAUGAAGUACCCGGAGAUUCAGAAAAAGGUGCAAGAGGAGAUUGGAAGAACCAUCAAAGUUGGAACAUGGGCCACGUACGAGGACCGGAAGAACAUGCCCUUUACCAACGCGGUGUUACACGAGGUGCAGAGGUUUAUCACCCUCCUGCCCCAUGUUCCCCGCUGCACUGCUGUUGACACCCACUUCAGGGGCUACUUCCUCCCCAAGGGUAUAAUCGUAAUCCCAUCACUCACUUCUGUGCUGCUGGACAAGACACAGUGGGAGACACCACACCAGUUCAACCCCAACCACUUCCUUGAUGCUGAAGGGAAUUUUGUGAAGAGGGAGGCUUUCCUGCCCUUCUCCACAGGGAGAAGGAACUGUAUCGGAGAAAGCCUGGCCAAGAUGGAGCUGUUUGUCUUCUUUGUAGGAUUGCUGCAGACAUUUACUUUCCGACCCCAGCCAGGAGUUUCAGAGUCCGACUUGGACCUCACUGUCCCCCAAACAACUUUCACGUUAAGGCCUCGGCCGCAGGCAACCUGUGCUAUCCUACGUGAAUAACCACAGCUUCGCUGAAGAGCCCCCCAGGCAAGCGGGGAAGCUGCUAAGGCCCAACUUAGCUUGGCUAGGACUCACCACCCCCAUCCUGACACAUCACGCUCGUAAUUCCUUCUCGCUGUCUCCAUCCACUCCCACUCCACUGCCCUCCACCUCUCCAUCUGCCCCGCAGGUCACUGACCCGCUCGUUGGUCCCGAGCUGCGAGGGGGUGCAGACGAUCGAUGUCAAACUGUGAUCCUGGCUCACCAACACAUUCUCCAGAGAGGGAGGCUGUGCCUGGAGCAGCUGGAAGGACCACGGAGGAUGUCUGGUGACAUGCACACAGUCCAUGAGAUGUAGGUGUGACAUCCGGGCUCCCACGGCAAAGCAGUGAGGUUGAUAACAUUGCACAAAUCUGCCCCGAAUUCCUGGGGCAGACACACUGACACUCACGGGGAGUCACAGAAAUAUGCCAUGGGUCACACAGUUGAACCAUCUGCAGGUACCUCCUGAACCAAGCUCUCCAUAGCUUCUAGGCAAAUUCUGUCGGGCUAGGCAGCCAGGUCAAACACAAGAGUGAAAAAUAACAGACCAGUUCAUGUGAUUUGGGGAUGAAGUUCUUUAUGCCUUGGAACAGAGUCCUGAAAGACACCUCAAAGUCUGCGAAGCUGUUUAGAUAGCUGAGUGCUGCUACCACCAAGUUCACUGCUGCUUCACAGCCUGAAAGAAAGAAGAGCUACAUUUCUGACACCAGUUAAUAUUUGUACCAGCAACUGAUCAUAAAAGGCUAAUGAUACAGGAAAAUAAACAAGAGCAAUUUCUCAUUUUACGACUCUCUGUUUUUCCUGACCAUGUUGAAUAGGAGCAAAUGUUUUCCCUCUCUCACAUCUCCUGGGGAAUCAAUAUGGUAUUUGGGACACUUUGGCCACUGGAACCGACCGUGCAAAUAGAGUCUAAUUUCACGGUGCCUACAUUGCAUACACGCACUCAAGGAGACUUGGGAUCAGGGAUUAGAAGUGACCUGGUUUUGGUUAUUUUCCUUUGCUCUGUGGCUUUAUCUGGCUGCUGUCCCUACCUGUAGCACUCUUAUCUUCCAUCACACUCUGCAAUCCUAUUCCAGUUGAUGUAUAGCUCAGGCAAUUUUCCAUCCGCAUAACCACCUGUGAAUUGCCUUUUCCAUAUGCAUUAUCUUAUCAUGUACUUUAUCACACUGUUUGUCUCCCCCUUCAUGGGAACCCAAUAAAGUUUUAAUUUUC
This is a messenger RNA of Anas platyrhynchos (mallard), 3141 nucleotides long. Its product is annotated as cytochrome P450 2W1. The record is from RefSeq and is a predicted model, not a curated record. Gene Ontology annotation, biological process: xenobiotic metabolic process. Gene Ontology annotation, molecular function: heme binding; iron ion binding; oxidoreductase activity, acting on paired donors, with incorporation or reduction of molecular oxygen, reduced flavin or flavoprotein as one donor, and incorporation of one atom of oxygen. Gene Ontology annotation, cellular component: intracellular membrane-bounded organelle; cytoplasm. NCBI's taxonomy places the organism in Eukaryota, Metazoa, Chordata, Aves, Anseriformes, Anatidae.